CAUCUCUUGAAAUUAAAUUGAAUUUAUUUUUAUAGAAAAAUUGUACCAUGAAUUUAUUGUAUUAUGGAAAAAUAUAAUUAAUAAUGUAAAACGAAACAUUUACAUCCAAACGUUUUAUAAUCAAUUUGAAAAUUGUGUUUUACCGGUCAUGACCGGAACUAAGCAAUAGUUUCCUUUAUUGCAUAAUGUGCAUGACGAUGUUUUCAACUGGUUUCAACUUCAGUGCGCAUACUCGAUGCAGGCAAAUGUUUUUUUUAUACUUGUCAAAAAAAUGCGGUGAUGUGAUGUGUCUGUAUUUUCGCCAACAACAAGCCUGUUGUAUUUUUGUGAUCAAUUUAUUCAUUAUAAAGUUGGAGAUAAUUGCUGAGGGAUACAGCUGUAACGAUUUCACUUUCUCUGUUGCAGAGGAAGAAAAAAUAGUAAAAUAUUAAAUAAUAAAUUUAUUAUACAACGCCAAGACAUUUCUCUGAAGCCAAACAAUGGAUCAAUACCAAUACCUUGCGGAGGAGGGUAACCACCACCACCACCACCACCAGGAAGAAAACGUGUCGUCAUUAUUGGUAACAAUGGAAAAAAGCGAUAAAAGCGAUAAUCAGCUGAAAAUCUCAAAGAAAAGAACAUCAAGAUCUCUAAUAUCUUCCGAUGGAGGCACCCAAUGCGUUCAAGUUGUUGUUCGUUGUCGUCCAAUGGACGAGAAGGAGAGUGCUCGUGGUUUUUCUCGUGUUGUCGAUGUUGUACCGUCUCGUGGAGUUGUGGAAAUACGUAAUCCUCGAGAAGAUCCUUCAUCACGUGACAAUAUCAAGGUUUUCACAUUCGACGCCGUGUACGAUGGUCAGUCAAGUCAGCAGGACCUUUACGAGGAAACAGUGAGGCCAUUGGUAUCAUCAGUUCUUGACGGUUUUAAUGGGACAAUUUUUGCCUAUGGUCAGACUGGAACUGGCAAAACCUACACAAUGGAGGGUUCAAAAAUUGAGGCAAAGAAACGUGGUAUAAUUCCUCGUUCUUUCGAACAUAUUUUCAGUCAUAUUAGCAGAUCGGAAAAUAUGCAAUACCUCGUAAGAGCAAGUUAUUUGGAGAUUUAUCAGGAAGAAAUUCGUGAUUUAUUGCAUGUUGAUCAGAGUUUGCGAUUCGAAUUAAAGGAAAGACCCGACACUGGUAUAUUUGUUAAAGAUCUCUCGUCAGCAGUUUGUAAGAGUGCUGCGGAAAUUCAACAUUUAAUGAAUACUGGCAAUCAAAACAGAACAAUCGGUGCAACAAAUAUGAAUGAACAUAGUUCUCGAUCUCACGCAAUUUUCAUCAUCACGAUAGAAAUGGGUUCUUUAGCUGACAAUGGUGGGAUUCGUGUGGGUCGUUUAAAUCUUGUUGAUUUGGCUGGAAGCGAAAGGCAAAGUAAAACUGGAUCAUCAGGUGAGAGACUGAAGGAAGCAAGCAAAAUUAACUUGAGUUUAUCUGCUUUGGGUAACGUGAUUUCUGCUCUUGUCGAUGGAAAAACAACGCACGUGCCCUACAGGGACUCAAAGUUAACUCGACUACUUCAAGAUUCCCUAGGUGGUAACUCAAAAACAAUUAUGGUGGCCAACAUUGGACCCGCGAGUUACAACUACGAUGAAACAUUGACAACUUUACGCUAUGCAAAUCGAGCAAAGAAUAUCAAGAAUAAGCCGCGAAUAAAUGAGGAUGCCAAGGACGCUCUAUUAAGACAAUAUCAAGAAGAGAUUAGUCGUCUGAAGGAAAAGCUUGCUCAAAAGGGAACCGCCGCCGCCGCCGCCGUCCAAAGUAAAAAGAAAAAGAAGAAGCUACCAAAAAAGAGGAAAGAGGAUGAUUUAGAGUCCGAGUCAGAAACAGAGGACAACAGUAGGGAUGAUAAUAAAAUUUCAGAAGCAGACAAAAAGCAAAUUUCAGAACAAUUAAAAGCAGAAAAGCAAGAGACGGAGAAUUUGGUACAAAGAAUUGGAGAUCUCGAGAGUAAAAUGCUCUGUGGUGGGAAGAAUAUUAUUGAUCAUACAAAUGAACAGCAAAGAGCUUUAGAGCAACGCGCUGUUGAAAUUGCCGAGCGAAAGAAGCGAGAGGUGGAAAUGCAACAAAAGCUCGACGACGAGGAAGUGACGACUAUGGGUGUCAAGGAAACAUAUACGACUCUUCAACAGGAGGUCGAUGUCAAGUCGAGAAAACUAAGGAAAUGCUUCGCUAAAUUACAAGGUCUUAAACAGGAUCUUGACGAUGUGACAAAUGAAUAUAAUAGAGAUAGACGAGAUCUUGAGCAAACACAACACGAAUUAAUGAAGGAAUUGAAACUCAAGUAUCUCAUUAUUGAUAAUUUCAUUCCAGUGGAAGAGAAACACAAAAUUUUGUCAAGAGUUCAAUUUGACGAAGACGAGGAUUGUUGGAUUUUAAAGGAAACCAUUGAGCCAUCGAGUGUCGAAUUGAUUAAGCGACCGAUUUCAAUUCCUGGAGGUAGACGUCCUAUUACUGAGCAUGCGAAACUUGCUCUUGCAAUGGGUAAAGGUCAUCGUUAUGCAGGAGAAAACAUUUUGAAUUUGGAACUUGACAUGCCUGCAAGAACCACUCUAGAGUAUCAGGGACCAGCUAUUGCUCCAACUAUUCAGGCUGUUUUGGAAGAAGCUUUGCGAGAUGAAGGUGAUAUAGAUGUUGAUGCAUCGAAUGUUAAAUUAAGAUCAAAAACUCGAUUACAAUCGGCAACAAGGAUUCGGCCUAAAAGUGUUGGAAAAAUGCAACAAAUUCCGACACCAGUUUAUCAACAAAUGUCAGCUCAAAUUUAUCCAAAGACUAGAGGAUUAGUACCUAAAUAGUUAGCACAGUACUUCGCCCAUCUACUUUCACUAAAAAAUGAAACUCUUUUGUAAAUAAGAAUAGACUUGAAUUUUUUCAGUUAGACUAAUUGUAGUUUGUUCCUUUCUUCUUCUUCUUCUUCUUCUUCUUCUUUUUCUUAUUUGUGAUAUUUUGAUAAAACUUUCAGACACGAAUGCGGCGGCGAAUGAUGUAUGAUUAUUUAGACUGAAAUGUUAACUGCUUUCUAGUCAACAAGCUUAUUUUAAAAUAUAUUUGGUGUCAACCAUUGAACGUAAUUGUUGAAAUAAACUUUAAAUGACAUUGUA
Molecule: messenger RNA, 3116 nt
Organism: Leptopilina heterotoma
Lineage: Eukaryota; Metazoa; Arthropoda; Insecta; Hymenoptera; Figitidae
Gene: Klp68D
Product: kinesin-like protein KIF3B
Exons: 2
Coding region: 480-2810 (776 amino acids)
Biological process (GO): microtubule-based movement
Molecular function (GO): microtubule motor activity; ATP binding; microtubule binding
Source: RefSeq, a predicted model, not a curated record